GAAAACUUCCCCUCGCUGGGCUACAGCAUCUACACGCUCUUCAAAGCAGUCACUGGGGGGGUCAGUUGGGGCGAGGUGUCGGACCCCCUGCAAGAUGUCAGCCUCGUGUUUCUGUUCUCAUUCCCUGUCUACAUUGUCGUAACAAUGUUCUGCGUUCUCAACAUCGCCAUACGAUGCUGGACACCUCCAAGUGGUGAUGGCGGGACGGCACCCCGUGCCGAGGCCAAGUUCAGCGACAUCGCCCCGUCGGCAGGGCAUCAAAUCUCUCUUGAUGAGUUCAUGAUUCUCAACUUCCAGUACCAGGACGUGCUGUGGAUCCACUGCUGGGUGGCGGUGGUGAAGGUCACCCAGGUGGCCGUGCAGGGCAAGGCGCUCUACGGGCUCGACCAGAUAAAAAACAUUACGGUUGCGAUGAGUGCACUGAGCGGGACAGUGCUGCCUGGGACAUCGCCAAAUACUAAGAAGGCGGGCCGCAAGCUCGAGCCGCCAACACUUCAGAAGAUACGUCAGCUUCUUGAUAAGUAUGACAAGGGGAACUACGCGUUGAAUGAGUAUCAAUCCCACGCCCAAGCAGGGACCGAGGCCAAUACCUAG
Prorocentrum cordatum is the source of this 594-nucleotide messenger RNA. The record is from the annotation of a GenBank genome assembly. Lineage: Eukaryota; Dinophyceae; Prorocentrales; Prorocentraceae.